CUCUCCCUCGGAUUACAGGGACGAGUCCGGGUGGCGUCUUCUAUUCACCUGGGUAUUCCCGGACCAUGCAGCAUCAGCAGAGCUCAGGGAACGCCUCUGUUUGCACAAUUUCUUCUCGUCUCCAGUUUGAUUUGCAUGAAAAGUUACACUACAAAUUUGACACCGGUAACUGCCGCGAACUGAAGGACAAUCGCUGCGCUCCCUGGGACAGGCACAGGUGAGGGGUGUGCAGACAAAGGAGACCAUUGAGCUCUCGGGUUGUCCAUCCCUGGAGGCUGCGGAGACCGAGCUGCUUCUGCUCCCCAAGCUGGAGGGAAAAGAACGCAAGGAAGCGACUGUGUAGGAUACUAAAUGGAGCAACGCUAUUAAAGGAGUGCCAGCUGCACAGUGACAGAGAGGAACAGAGAGAGUCCGGGCCGGUCAAGCCUCUGAAGUCCUCUCACGGAAAGGCACCACGAUGGAUGGAGGAGAGGAGAAGGCGCUGGAAGAUGACGCCACCAUACAGGGGGAAGACUUCCUGUCCUGCCUUACAGAUGAAGAAAAAGAGUGCCUGCAGUAUUUAUUAGAAACCAUUGAUUCACUGGACCAGGACGAGGAUGAAAAUGCAAACAGUGACCACGAUACCGGUGAGCACUUGAGGAAUUCAACAGCAAGCCUUCAAGAUCGAAAUACAAAGUUGAAAAGUUUGAGUGAAAGCGUCAAGUUGUCCGAGAAAGCAGAACAAGUCCAAACGCCAUCCAAGAUGAAGAUUGUAAAGUCUUAUUCUGAAGACUCUCCGGGGUUCUCCAUCACGGUUUCUCCAGACACAGGGCAAAGGUCCACCAGCUCACACCCAAGCCAUCUUCGGAAGUUUGACACCAUAAUGAGGUCAGGAGUCAACGUCCAGGAGCUACGAGCUCGAUUCGUCCGACAGCCAGGCUCUUCUAUGUUUGAGGAGUCUUCCAAAGAAACAUCAAUGUCUUCUAAACAACUACCACAGGCAGCUCGUAAUCCGGUAUCUCCGAGGCAGGAGGCCUUGCAAAAACUGGGUUUGCUGAAACUGAACCAAAGCCAUUCAAACACAGGUCAAAGUUCCGAAGAAGACCAACAUGGCAUGGACCAACAUCCACCCGGGAAGGACUCUGAGUUAAACCAAAAUCAUCUCAAACCGGGAGCCAACUUUCCACGCUCUGUUGAGAGGAAACCAGGUGGUUUCGACAAAAUCUGGCCCCCUUAACGUUCCCAAUGAUUGAUUGAUUUUUCAGCUGAAGACUUUAAAUUUCUGCUAUGCCAUAUAUUGUACAGAGGAGCUCAUAAACAAGAAUACCGGGUCUAGCACAGUGGUUCUCAACCUUCUAUUGCCGUGGCCCCUUGAUAAAAUUUCCCAAGUUGCGGGGACCCCUAAGGCCCC
Messenger RNA from Rana temporaria (common frog), 1390 nucleotides. RefSeq lists its product as uncharacterized. The record is from RefSeq and is a predicted model, not a curated record. Lineage: Eukaryota; Metazoa; Chordata; Amphibia; Anura; Ranidae. The coding region runs from base 458 to 1216 and encodes 252 amino acids. The transcript has 4 exons.